This is a messenger RNA of Lingula anatina, 659 nucleotides long. Its product is annotated as ATP-binding cassette sub-family B member 6. Gene Ontology annotation, biological process: transmembrane transport; heme transport. Gene Ontology annotation, molecular function: ABC-type heme transporter activity; heme binding; ATP hydrolysis activity. The record is from RefSeq and is a predicted model, not a curated record. Lineage: Eukaryota; Metazoa; Brachiopoda; Lingulata; Lingulida; Lingulidae. Gene Ontology annotation, cellular component: vacuolar membrane.
AUGUACCAUAAAUAUGACCAUGAGCAGGUGCGGAUUCAGAAAGCAGAGUGGAUAUCUACGGCUUCUCUAAACCUCCUGAACACCGUCCAGAACCUGGUGAUCCAUGUUGGUCUCCUGGCAGGCUCCAUGUUGUGUGCCUGGCUGGUGGCUGAGAACUUUAACAUAGGAAACAGGGUCCUCACUGUGGGGGACUACGUGCUGUUUGCCACCUACAUCAUACAGCUUUAUAUGCCCCUUAACUGGUUUGGGACGUAUUAUAGGAUGAUCCAACAGUCUUUUAUUGAUAUGGAAAAUAUGUUUGAUCUUCUACAAGAGAAGCAAGAGGUUAAGGAUGUCCCAGGUGCCUCAGAGUUGGUGGUCACUAAAGGGAUGAUAGAGUUCAGUCAUGUUGGAUUUCACUAUGAGCCAAGCAAAGAGAUCCUUAAAGAUGUGACAUUUGUUGUCCCUCCAGGCCAGACUUAUGCUUUGGUAGGACACUCGGGCAGUGGUAAGAGCACCAUCAUACGACUGCUGUUCAGGUUUUAUGACGUCACUUCUGGAACAAUACGCAUUGAUGGUCAGGAUAUCAGCCAGGUUCAGCAGGAAAGUGUGAGGAAGGCCAUUGGUGUGGUGCCACAGGAUACAGUGCUCUUCAAUAAUGAUAUAAGGUAUGACCACCA